AUGUUUCUAGCGCAAGCCACUGAAAAGCUUUCAAAAACUCUUUCGAAGUACAGCACCCUAAUAAAGCAGGAGAAGCUGAUUCUUUCCAAAAGGGAGGUAGAGUGCAAAAUGCAGGAAUGCACAAAACUUAUAUCGGAGAUCAAUGAAGCGCUAGACAUAGACCCUCUUGAGGUCUUGGAAAAGGUAGAGUCUAUUUUGGAGCACAUACACAGAGCCUGUGUAAGCAUUGAAACGUCAGAGCAGGCCAUGCUUCCAAAGCAAAAAACUAUUUUGCUGGAGGGCCCGCAGAAUAGAAAGUUUGUGCUUUCUGUGAACAUACCCAGGCCGCAGAUAAACUUUAAAGACCGAGCAAGCACGCAUUCUGCCAAAACAGAGGAUUUGCCGCAAAACCAUACAGACAACCCCGAGCCGGCUCUGGAAGAGGCUCAAAUUAGCGCAGCGCAGGAGAAAGAGGACCGACGGCAGGCGCUGCACCUCUUGCAUGCCGAGAUGUCUCAGAAGCCCAUAGGCAGGGCAGAGGCCACGUCUCAGAUUAUAUCCACCGAGGAGGCAUGCGUGGAGGCAAAUGCGGAGAUCCUGCGCCACCGCGUUGUGGGCGUGGAUAUAAAAACACACCGGUUCAGAAGCUAUGCUGGCUUCACCUGCUACAUACAGGUCUCUACGCCAGAGUGCGUGUAUUUAUUUGACAUGCUGUCUCUUAGAAACCACUCCAAGCUGCUGACAUUCUUGGAGGCGGCCUCGGUUGUAAAGGUAAUGCACAAAGAGCAGAAAAAGAGGGCAUGGCUGCAAAAAGACCUAAAAUACAGCGUAAAAUACUCAGUGGAUGUAUUGAAUAUGGCAGGCUUGCCAGAGGAUGGCCGCAAAAUAGGCAGCGCUGUAAAGCUGGUGAGUGAGGAGCCUCUUAAGAAGCAGUUCCACCUCAUAGACUGGAGAUACACGCCGGUUUCCAUGGAAAUGCACACUGAGCUUGUGGACAGCGUGAAGCAUCUGCUUCCUAUUGCAUCGUUUUUGUGCGCAAAGUCAAUGGAGCAGGCCUUUGUGGAUGGAUAUAAGCACCAGGUGGCGCAGGCGGAGAAAAAGCCAACUGCCGAGGAGUUUUUGAUUUCGCACGGCAUUGAGCCAGACGAGCCGUUUGUAAAGAUCUUCCUUCUUAGGGACUUCAUAGCAAAACAGGAGGAUGAGAGCCCCGAGUUUCUAAUAACAAAUAGGCAGCUGGUCACGUUUAUUCGGGAGAAGCCGCGCACGCCGGAGCAGGUUUUUGAGCUGUUCCAGAACAUCAGCCCCCUUUUCAAAGCAAAUUUGAACAACUUCAUGAAUCUUCUACACGCGAAAAGCAAGCAAAGCGCGUUUAAUAUGACCGCACUGAAGGGCCAGCCAAGCAAAUAA
Nematocida major is the source of this 1386-nucleotide messenger RNA. Its product is annotated as exosome complex exonuclease RRP6. Gene Ontology annotation, molecular function: 3'-5'-RNA exonuclease activity; nucleotide binding; nucleic acid binding. NCBI's taxonomy places the organism in Eukaryota, Fungi, Microsporidia. The coding region runs from base 1 to 1386 and encodes 461 amino acids. The record is from RefSeq and is a predicted model, not a curated record. Gene Ontology annotation, biological process: nuclear polyadenylation-dependent CUT catabolic process; nuclear polyadenylation-dependent snRNA catabolic process; poly(A)-dependent snoRNA 3'-end processing. Gene Ontology annotation, cellular component: nuclear exosome (RNase complex); nucleolus. The transcript has a single exon.